CCCUGACAGCAGCUGACUACACUUUGAACGUUAACCAACAUUAAACCGGCUGCUUGUUUAUCAGCUGUCCAUUGGUUUUGUAACUGAUCCACAGAAUAAUCAAAAGUAUAUAUUAAAGUACUCCAAUACAACCGAAAAUGAUGCGCUACGAGGGUAACGAGCGGCUGGCCGAUGAGACAGCGUGUGCGGGAGUGCGUGCGGAUCUGAAGAUGUGCCUCCUAGAGAGCGAAUGCUGCAAAAUGGGCAAGACGCCUCGCCAGUGCCUCCAGGGAAACAACGUUCCAUCCGAGUGCCAGGUGCUCCGCAACACCUUCUAUGAGUGCAAGCGCUCCCUGUUGGAUAACCGACAGCGUUUUCGAGGUCGCAAAGGCUACUGAGCUUUAAACUUAAAUUAUAUUAUUAAGCGCUUAAAAUACAAAAAAUUACACACAUAA
This is a messenger RNA of Drosophila teissieri, 434 nucleotides long. Its product is annotated as cytochrome c oxidase assembly factor 5. The coding region runs from base 138 to 377 and encodes 79 amino acids. NCBI's taxonomy places the organism in Eukaryota, Metazoa, Arthropoda, Insecta, Diptera, Drosophilidae. The record is from RefSeq and is a predicted model, not a curated record. The transcript has 2 exons. Gene Ontology annotation, biological process: mitochondrial respiratory chain complex IV assembly. Gene Ontology annotation, cellular component: mitochondrion.